AUGAGGUUAUUCUUUAGCUCUUUUACCGGGGCAGCAUUUGAAUGGUACAGUAAUUUACCAGCCAACUCUAUUCAGACAUGGGACAAGAUGGAAGAAGCUUUCCAUACCCAAUUCUACCGAACAGAGGUAGAAGCUACGCUGGAAGAUAUAUCCCGUUUAUCUCAGUUGCCGAGCGAAUUAAUUAAAACUUUUAUUACAAGGUUCAGAAAAGCUAAACUCAAAUGCCGAGUAAGUUUUCCAGAACCAGAAUAUAUCAAGUUGGCAUCAAAUGGUUUAAACAUUGAACAUUGCAAGAGGUUUGAUAGGGUUGAGUUUCAAGACCUCUUCGAUUUAGCAGAUAGGGCUUCUCGGUAUGAGGAGAUACUUAAGGAAGAGAAAGAGAGGAAAAAUUCUUCUAAGUGUACUUAUUACAAGGACCUUAAUUAUGAGGUAUUCUCGGUAGAAGUUGGAGAUGAAUUAGAAGUUGAUGUUGUAGAGGUCAAUAUCAAGAAAUCAUACAUCUGUGAGGCAUUGGUUAAACCUAAGCUGACUACGGGGGGCAAUGCAACAUUAACAUCAAUAUCGGCAAUAAGAAAAGAAGCUGCCGAUACCGGGAAAAGCUAUUCUUUUGACUUGUCAAAAACAGACCAUAUCUUUGAUCACUUGAUGGCCGAUAAACUGAUAUCUUUGCCUAAGGGGCAUAAGAUUUCAUCGGCAAGUGAUCUGAAAGGAAAAGAGUACUAUAAGUAUCAUAACUCUUGGAACCAUGCUACUAAUGAUUGUACUGUUCUACGAGGUGUAUUGUAG
Messenger RNA from Cornus florida, 786 nucleotides. RefSeq lists its product as uncharacterized. NCBI's taxonomy places the organism in Eukaryota, Viridiplantae, Streptophyta, Magnoliopsida, Cornales, Cornaceae. Bases 1 to 786 code for a protein of 261 amino acids. The record is from RefSeq and is a predicted model, not a curated record. The transcript has a single exon.